AUGGAGAUUGUUUACAUGCAAAUUGUGAUGGUGCUCACACUAUUGGUGGAAUGCCUGCUCGGAUCCCAAUCUACCGCUGUGCAAGAAAUCAACCUGCAACAACCGCCCGCCGAUCCGGAGCCGGAAUUCGAGGGCACCAUCCAGAACGUAACCUUUCCGGCCGGACGAGAAGCCGUCCUGACCUGUUCGGUGAAGAAUCUCGGUCGCUACAAGGUCGGUUGGCUGCGUGCAUCUGAUCAGACGGUGCUUGCGCUGCAGGGGCGCGUGGUGACGCAUAACUCACGGAUAAGUGUGGUGCACGAAGAUAUGCGAACCUGGCGUCUGCGAAUACGGCAGCUACGUGAAUCGGACCGCGGCUGCUACAUGUGUCAAAUAAACGCCAGCCCGAUGAAGAAACAGAUUGGAUGCAUUGAUGUGCAAGUCCCUCCGGACAUAAUCAACGAGGAGUCAUCCGCAGACAUCGCCGUACAGGAGGGCGAAGAUGCGACCAUUGUGUGCCGGGCGGUGGGCCAUCCCACGCCUCGCGUCACCUGGAAGCGGGAAGACGGCGAAUAUAUGCUGCUAAGGAAACCGCAAAGCAGAGAGCUGAUUAGAGUUGAAGCGUACAAUGGGACGCACCUGCAUCUUCAGAAGCUGGAGCGAAGACAAAUGGGGGCAUACCUGUGUAUAGCAUCCAACGAUGUUCCACCCGCCGUUAGCAAGCGGGUGUCACUGAGUGUUCAUUUUGCGCCAUCAGUGCGUCCAACAAGUCAACUACUGGGUGCCCCGCUAGGCUCGGAUGUCCAGCUCGAGUGCUCGGUGGAAGCUUCGCCGAUGCCGGUGUCCUACUGGCUGAAAGGAGGCCGCGUACUGCCUAGCAAUUUCGCCGGCUCUAUCAACAGCAAUUACGACCAGGGUCAAUCGAGACCGGAAAUGCUUCUGGACGGGCCCAAAUACGGAAUCACCGAGGAGCGACACGGAUUCCGGACGAAUAUGCGACUGGUGGUGCGAUUCUUUUCGCCAAACGACGUUGGCACCUAUCACUGUGCUAGCUCCAACUCGCUGGGGCGAGCCGACGGAACCAUGAGACUGUAUGAAAUAAAAAUUCAUCCGGGUGGAGUACAAACAAGCGACGAUCAAUUAAAUAUAAUUGGAGGUCUUGCUGAGGCCGCCCGAGGUCGGGGCAACUCGAGUGCCAAUUCAUUAGUGCCCGGUGGCAGCUCCCUGCACUUUGCACUCGUCUUUGCCGUGCUGUCGAUGCUUCUGUCACUGACUUCAACUUUCAGAUGA
This is a messenger RNA of Sabethes cyaneus, 1269 nucleotides long. It is a transcript of the gene DIP-gamma, whose product is annotated as lachesin. The transcript is spliced from 8 exons. Lineage: Eukaryota; Metazoa; Arthropoda; Insecta; Diptera; Culicidae. The coding region runs from base 1 to 1269 and encodes 422 amino acids. Gene Ontology annotation, cellular component: neuron projection. The record is from RefSeq and is a predicted model, not a curated record.